AUGAAGCCACUGAAGAAGCCGCUCCGCCGUCUUCGCGCGGCGCUGCACUCGCGUGAGAGCAAAGACAAAGACAAGGCCGUCGUAACCAACGCAGGGAAACGCUUCACAAGGCCGGAGAAGCACGCUGCAGCAGUCCAAAAGCUGCUGCGACAGGAAAUUUGUUCAUUGAAUGAUUUAAUUGAAGUCCGCGACGAUUACGCCUUCGUCGCGUUUGACGCGGAGUUUCUGCAGGAGACCGACACAGCCACCGAGAUAGGAGUCGCUCUUCUUCCUCGUCUCAAGCCACUGUCAAUAUCGAAACAGCCCGGCCAAGACCGUUUGACACUUGAUCAGUUUGCUGACUGUUUUGAUGUGCAGUCGCAUUCGAUGAAGAUCAAGUCGCGAUACUUCCAAAGAGUGCAACAGGUUGCAGAGCUACCAAGGGGCUCAGCCAGGGAGCCGUUCUGGUUCGGUAUCGAAAAAUACGUGGCCCUCGGUAUACUGAAGAAACAAAUAUACCAGACCAUCGACCAAUAUCAGGAUUCCGUUCCCGACAAGAAACUUGUUCUCAUUGGAUAUGAUAUGACAAGAGACAUGGAGGUCAUCAUGGCGGAAUUCCCGGGCCUCGCGCGCUACUUUUCCAAGUGGCUAGAUGUACGCACACUGUUCAAGUCAACGGCAGAGAAUUUGAUCCCUCACACGACACCUGGUGUCAAACUUACCCUUCACCUAUUUGAUUACGAUCAAACGGCAUCUCAAAGACUCGGACUCCUGAAGCGCGACAAUUCUCGGAGCAUUUACAGAUGGAAGUACGACAAUGCUGGCAACGAUGCUGUCCGUACUCUGGCAUUAAUACACGGCUUGCUCCUUCCGGAGAAUCUUGACAAACUGCGAUUCAGAAUGCUGAGGCCGGAGGGCAUAUAUAUGGUGCCAGGCGAAUCUUGGCCUGACUGGAGCCGUCACUCCCAUGUGGCCAGAAUUUCAGCCAAUCAUAUCCCCCACGCGGACAGCACCUCCGUGUGGACAUUACAACUCUUCGAAAUAGCACAGGCCGUUGAGAAACAUGGAGCUGUGGCUGUCGGUCGGUUUCAGGAUGAAAACACGAAGCCCGGCACUAAUGUCAGCUUCUGGGCUGCUUUCAAAGAUCUUGGUUCCCUUCAACGUUUCAUUCAGGAGAAGGAUAGCCUCUGUAAUACUAUGGGACAAACGAUCCAAAUAACAGAAAUGCCAUCUCCUCAAUACGGACACCAGCAUCUACCUGACUCAGGAGUCAGCACACAGCCUGGGGUGGGAUUCCUCCCACGAUACAUGGACGCGUCCGAGAAUGAUCAAGCUUGCUUACCAUCGCCGCCUAUGUCCAUACCGCUCAUAUCCCCAGUACCUCUGGAGCUCCCGAGAGGCCCGACUCACAGUCCAAUUAGAUUCCAACCUGCGCGUACGGCGAAAUGCAGAAGCAAUAGGGCCAGGGUGGCGAAAAGGCUAGUAAUUGCCGCACAAAAUGAUAUGGAUGGCGCGACCACUGUUAUUCAAGUCUUGGGUCUUGGCAAUAACAUCAAGACUGGUCAUCUUCAUGAGGCUUUCAGAGAUUGUGAGGGAUACAUCAGUGCAAUCAUUUCUGGACUCACCAAGAAUCUUAGACCUCGAGGUUAUGUAACCUUCAAAGACAUACCGUCAAGCAGGGCGGCCUAUCUGCAGAUGAGAUAUCUGACAUUGAGUUUUGAACCUAACCCAAACAUUGUCGAACUCACUUACGUCAAUCCUUCGAAAGUUCCUCCCCAGAGCAAGGCCAAGGUCAAGAGAAAGCCGGCCAUUAGCGAUGUCAGCGAACUACCAAGCCACCGAGCGAACUCAGACUUGAGCCCCUCGUACGAAUGUAAUGGCCUAUUGCCACCGAUUGAAGCAGAAAGCAGAGAGCGAGCGCCUGAACACAGUCCAGACGGCAGCCUCCAGCUUGCAAUUCGAACGAAAGUAAAUGAUCUGCGAAGAACAAUCCAGUAUCCAGUACCACAGAUCACAACUCAACAUGCCGAGAACGCUAACCACCCAACUCAAUACGACGAAGAUGAUUCUUUAAACGAGGUUAUGGGCGAGAUAGGUGCGAAACAGCAUAAGGACAAGUUUUCUUUGGCUGGUAAAUACCAGCGCUGCUCUUCCUUGCCAGCAGCUGACCACCAACUCCUGAUACCAAGAUCAUGGUCAGCACCCUUACGACAAGACUCGGUCAGAAUCGGAUUGAGUUUGAGCUUUGGACGCAUAUCACCUAGCGUUCGAUCACGGCUUGCCUCCACUUUAUUAGACAAGGGUGCAUGCAAUGAAGAUCUUACAGAGGCACAUAAUCACGUGCGCCUUGGUAGCAAAGAAUUGGAUGAAGUUGACUGA
Molecule: messenger RNA, 2358 nt
Organism: Neoarthrinium moseri
Lineage: Eukaryota; Fungi; Ascomycota; Sordariomycetes; Amphisphaeriales; Apiosporaceae
Exons: 1
Coding region: 1-2358 (785 amino acids)
Molecular function (GO): nucleic acid binding
Source: RefSeq, a predicted model, not a curated record